AUGAUUCCCUCACAGCCUGAGGACCUGAGAAAAGACUCCCAGUAUUCAGGUCGUGUUCAGGUCCUUAAACCAGAGACAGGAAGAUCCACUCUGAGAAUCACUAACCUGAGAGAGAGUGAUUCAUCUGAGUAUCGCUUCAAAUUCAAGACACCAUGGUUUGAAUGGAGAAGUGUUUUACCUGGAACAACUCUGACUGUCACAGCUCUGCAGGUGCAGGUGACCAGAAUAAUAUCAGUCCAUCAGUCUCAAACUGAGGCAGAGCUCAAGUGUCUCAGCAGCUGCAGUCCAGCUGGUCGUCUUUACGUCUGGUUCAAGAACCAACAGAGAAUCAGGACACAGCAAACUUCUACUUUGACAGACAACUUUUCUCUUGAAGACACUGUCUCCUGUGCUUUCAGUGGACAUGAGGAUUACCGCUCUCCUUCAGUCUAUCCUUCAAAGCUUUCACCUGUAUCAGUGAGUCCCUCUGGUGAGAUAGUGGAGGGUAGUUCAGUGACUGUGACCUGUAGGAAUGAUGCUAACCCAGCAGCUAAAUACACCUGGUACAAAGGUAACCAACCACUUCCUCUGGGACCAGGAGGUAUUUAUCAUUUCACCUCCAUCAGCUCUGAGGACAGAGGGAUCUACUACUGCAAGUCUGAGGAUCAACAGUCUGUGUCUGUAUUCAUAGACGUCCAGUAUCCUCCAAAGCUUCCCUCUGUGUCAGUGAGUCCAUCUGGUGAGAUAGUGGAGGGUAGUUCAGUGACUCUGACCUGUAGCAGUGAUGCUAACCCAGCAGCUAACUACACCUGGUACAAGGAGAAUGAAGACUCACCAAAAGCUUCAGGACAGAACUUCACCAUCACUGACUUCAGACCUGAACACAGAGGGAGUUAUUACUGUGAAGCCCAGAACAGAAGAGGACGUCAUAACUCCACCUUACAUCGGACUUUCAUAGCAAAUUCAUGGAAAUUUCCAGUUGCUCUAUCAUUCGGUGCUGUUCUGCUGAUCGCCAUAAUACUCUUUCUCCUACUCUGCUUCAGAAGACUGAUGUACUUGAAACAAAGAUCAGAGAUUGAACAGACACCAGUCGGCAGAGAAGAGACUGAGGAAAUUCACUAUGCCAGUGUACAGCUUGCUACAACCCAGGAAAACCAGGUCUACUCCAACUUCACAUCAGCUGAUCUGCGCAGAUACGAAGAGGAUUGUGUUUACACGGCAGUCAGACCCAGCACCCGCAGAUCAACCGGUCAGGCAGCUGUGGAGGACGCAGUGUACAGCAGGGUUGAUAAAAAGCACAGAGUGUGAAGACAUCACGGUUCUGCAGAGUGAGAUUAAAAGACAUUCAUUCAGACAGACACGGCCAAGAUUAAAGCAGCAACAUUUCAUUUAUACGUUUUACUUUGUUGACCAGACUAACAACUGGAAACAUAUUGUCAUGGUCCUGCUUUUCCUGUGCUUCCACUUCCUUGUUUUUGUUCUCUCCCUAUCACCUCAUUAGGCUCAUUAGGCUCACCUGGGCAGGAGACUGGUGGGACCACCUGAUCCAGCUGCAGCCAAUCACCAAUCAGUGCUCUUUAAAAGGAUUGCUGUGACUUCCCUCCAGUGCAAGAUAAUUUCACAUUACUUGGUCUGUGCCAGCAUUUGAACUGAAAGUUUAGAGAGGGAAACCUCCUGUUGUGAGAAUUUGUUCAGUUUCUGUGUCUUUUUCUUCUUCAUGUGAUUUCCUUCCCUGGAGUUUCCAACUCCUGUAGUUUGCCUCCUUGAAUUUUUGUUUUUGUAUUUUCCUGCUUAGCUUUAGUAAUAAACUGGAUUUUGUUAACUU
Mugil cephalus (flathead mullet) is the source of this 1804-nucleotide messenger RNA. RefSeq names its product B-cell receptor CD22-like. NCBI's taxonomy places the organism in Eukaryota, Metazoa, Chordata, Actinopteri, Mugiliformes, Mugilidae. The transcript has 8 exons. The record is from RefSeq and is a predicted model, not a curated record. Bases 1 to 1287 code for a protein of 428 amino acids.